Bipolaris zeicola 26-R-13 is the source of this 2208-nucleotide messenger RNA. RefSeq lists its product as uncharacterized. The transcript has 2 exons. The record is from RefSeq and is a predicted model, not a curated record. NCBI's taxonomy places the organism in Eukaryota, Fungi, Ascomycota, Dothideomycetes, Pleosporales, Pleosporaceae. Gene Ontology annotation, molecular function: guanyl-nucleotide exchange factor activity; small GTPase binding. The coding region runs from base 1 to 2208 and encodes 735 amino acids. Gene Ontology annotation, cellular component: endocytic vesicle; cytosol. Gene Ontology annotation, biological process: vesicle-mediated transport.
AUGACCGACCGCCCCAGAAACCUCCAUCCCUCGCGUUCUUUUACUCGGCUUGAGCCUGCCUCUAAAAGCCCGCUAUCACGAAGCCGAGCGAGCACACUGCAAGGCCCACACGCGUCAGACAUGCUCGAUCCGCUCAAGGCUUCCGUACUGCCAGAGGAAGAUGAGAACACAGAGGGCGAUGUGUUUGCUGAAAAGGGCGAGGAGGAUGAGGAGCAUGGGGAAAAGCAAACGGCACCAGACACAUUCGAGGAGCUGCCCAUAGAGAUUCGCAGCUUGACAGAGCGAUUUCUCGAAUCCCUGACUGCAAAGAUCCAUCCCACCCCACUGUCCGCCGACGCCCUCGCAGACCUCUUUCAGGACUUCUACGGCCGCGCCUCCUCCAAAAUCAACACACACAUAGCAACCCUAUCCGCUCGAAUCACGAGUGAAUCAUUUGUCGCAGAUUCGAAAAAAGGCAUUGCUCCAUCAAGCAGACCAGGUUCCAUACGGAAAGGAAGCGAUCAAUCGGGGGAACAGCAGAUGCUCAGUGCCUCUGAGAUGGCUGAUCGCAAAAAAGCUCGAAAGGCGCUAGAGGUCAAACGGCUGGCCCUUGAGGAGGCUGUCGAGCGAGCAGUUUGUGAGAAGGUAUACGACAGGAUAUGGCGCCACAGGAGCACCGACGACGAGGAAAGAGACCAGAAGCUCAGAUCGAGAACAGCAGCUCUCUCACUGGUGGGCAUUGGUCUGCAAGAAUUGCUCAUGACUGGGGAAGAAUUGACAGAGGAAGAGCGCCAGAAAGCAAAGGAGAAGGAGCCCGAGAUACGAGAGUACCUGUCAGCGGCGCGGGAAGACUUGCUCAAGAUGAACGACGAAAAGUAUCCCCUUGGAAAAGUACAGCAUCUUACUGCUACGCACAAGUCGAUUGUUGAAGCAUUGUCUAAAAUCUUCCCUGCCACAUCAUCUGCAGACGAAAUUCUCCCUACCCUCAUCUACGCACUCAUUACUAUGCCUCCUGUUCACUUGAACGUCAUAAGCGAUCUGAACUUUAUUCACCGCUUCCGCGCAUCGAGCCGCAUGGAUGGCGAAACUGCCUACUGCUUGGUCAACCUAGAGGCAGCCAUCUCGUUUCUGGAGACUGUUGAUCUUUCAUCAUUACGAUCCGAAGAGGCCACUUCCGCAAAACUAGAUUCAAGGCCCGCAACACCAAAGUCAGAGAUAACACCCAUGCCGUUGGGUCUAUCAGAUGCCCCAGAUCUCAUCCAGACACCCGCCACUCCAACUGCCAAAGCCAUACCCAAAGAGCCAUCAAGCCCUACAACUACAAAAGCCCAACGUCGCUUGAGCAAUCUCAUCCAGACGCAGACCAACAAGAUAGAAGCCGCCUCCGACGCGGUACGAGAUUCAAUCCUAGACUCGGCCGAUCAGGCCCUUGGGAGAAUCAAUACUACGCUAGACACAAGCUUCAAGUUUUUCUUUGGUGGUCUCAGAGAGAAGAACCCCAACGGCCCUAUGCAAGAACAGCCGGCACUGCCUAAGACGCUAGAAGACGCCAGGAAACUGGUCAAUUCCCCCACUCGUACGGAAUCCUACGAUGAUAUUCUGAGCAUCAGUGCUGCAAGUUCGAUUCAAGGUGAGGAACCAUCGGAUAACGCUAGUGGUAGAGGACUAGAUGCAAAGAUGGCCGAUCUCUUUGCUGGCAAAAGACAAAUCAGAGACCGCAGUGUCGAUUCCACUAGGUCAGGUGGCAGCAAUAGCGGACGACGUGUCACUUUUACAUCUGCGCCAAAUGCAGAAGAAAAGGCCCCAUCGCCUGCAGCAGUCAAAACAGACCCUCCAUCGAACAACGUUUCUGCCGUCGACUCUCUUCGCAACAUGGGUAACAACUUCAACCCUCUGAAUCGUUUCUCUAGUAUGAACGUAAUACCCCGCUUCGCACGUGCUGUGAGCAAUAGCACCACGCCUAUUCUCUCUUCCUCAAGUCAGGAAGCACCAAAGACAUGCCCUUCGCCUGAGCCACUCAGUCGAACCUCAACAGCAGAAAUGCCACAGCCAGACGAAAAGGGAGCAAAGGCGAUCGCUGCAUUAGAUCAACUGAAAAAGACACCACCACCAGUAAAACGUUUCCUCGAAGCAAAAGAUGCACAGGAUUUCAAGUUGAAGGAGAUUGAUGAGCUUUUGAAGGAGUACCAGCGACUGGCUGGAGCAAUGAGAACGGCAAUCAACAAUUGA